AUGACCCUUGACCACCAGAUCGUCAACCAGACUCUUAAACGGUCACACCCUCCAGUGCCAUCUAAUGCGCUUCUGGUACAUCAGGGACACACGACUCCAGACAGUGACACGGGCCUCACAGAAAGCCAACUCACUAGGUUACUAGCUCUUGGAAAAGAAGAUGACAGUACAAAAUGGCAUAUGGAGGACCUUACUGAGGAUAUAAUCGGUAUGGAAUCAAGUUUUAAAGAGGAAGGAACAGACUCUCCUGUGCUAAUGCAAAGAACAUUUUCUGGAAGUAUUUUGGAUGUGUAUAGUGGCGAGCAGGGAAUUUCAUCAAUUAAUAUGGGGCUUACAAGUGCUUCCUGUCCAAGUAGUCUACCGAUGAAAAGAGAAAUUACAGAAAAUGACACUAGAGCUUUGGCAAAAGAGAGACAAAAAAAGGACAACCACAAUCUCAUUGAAAGAAGAAGAAGGUAUAAUAUUAAUUACCGAAUCAAGGAGCUUGGCACUCUUAUUCCAAAGUCUAAUGAUCCUGAUAUGCGCUGGAACAAAGGAACCAUUCUGAAAGCAUCAGUGGAGUACAUCAGGUGGCUACAAAAAGAACAACAGAGAGCCCGAGAAUUAGAACACAGACAGAAGAAAUUAGAGCAGGCUAACAGGCGGCUUCUACUCCGGAUUCAGGAACUAGAGAUACAGGCUCGUGCUCAUGGUCUGCCAACCUUGGCUUCACUUGGCACAGUUGAUUUAGGUGCUCACAUCACCAAACAGCAGACCCAUCCUGAGCAGAAUUCCGUAGACUAUUGCCAACAACUGACUGUGUCUCAGGGGCCAAGUCCUAAGCUCUGUAAUCAAGCUGUGGCUUUCUCUGAUCCUUUGUCACACUUCACAGAUUUAUCAUUCAGUGCUGCUUUGAAAGAGGAACAAAGAUUGGAUGACGUGCUACUGGAUGACUCAACAUCUCCAUUUGGAACAGAUCCUCUGCUGUCUGCUACUUCCCCUGCAGUUUCCAAGGAGAGCAGUAGAAGAAGUAGCUUUAGCUCAGAUGAUGGUGAUGGAUAA
Molecule: messenger RNA, 1041 nt
Organism: Cynocephalus volans (Philippine flying lemur)
Lineage: Eukaryota; Metazoa; Chordata; Mammalia; Dermoptera; Cynocephalidae
Gene: TFEC
Product: transcription factor EC
Exons: 7
Coding region: 1-1041 (346 amino acids)
Biological process (GO): regulation of transcription by RNA polymerase II
Cellular component (GO): nucleus
Molecular function (GO): RNA polymerase II cis-regulatory region sequence-specific DNA binding; protein dimerization activity; DNA-binding transcription factor activity, RNA polymerase II-specific
Source: RefSeq, a predicted model, not a curated record